CUUAUCAAGAAGAUUAGCUCCUUAUCAUGAUUAAGCUUUAAUACGAAGACUCAUUUCUUGACUAAGACUUGACUUCAAUGGCGAUUCUAAAACCCUAAGCGAGAAUCCAAAAAUGAGUGAAGAAGAUCACAUUGCUUAGGUGAAGAAGUCUCCGAAGAAUCUCUCAAAACUAUCUUCGUCUUCUCUUACAAUUCCGACGAACAGAGAUUUCCAUUCUCUCUCCAAGUCCGACGAGUUCAAGCGUCCGAUCGAUGAGUUAGCUUGGAGCUCGCAGUCUGUUCUUGAGACGAUUGGUGGUAAGAAAUCGAUGAGAUUUGAUGAUCCCAUGGAUGAGUUCAAGAGGAAUCGAAAGAUGGAGGAAGAUUCGAAGAAGGUAAUCGAUGUGAAAGUGGCUGAGAGUGAUAAGGGAUUCGCGAAAUUUGGCAAGGCAGAGGUUCCGUUUCAUAUACCGACGUUAACGAAGCCUCAAGAGGAGUAUAAGAUUUUGGUAGACAAUGCUAAUAAUCCUUUUGAGCAUGUUUUGUUGGAGAAGAGUGAAGACGGUCUUCGGUUCAUUCAUCCACUGGAGGAACUAUCUGUGAUGGACUUUGUUGAUAGAAAUCUAAGUGAGAUGAGACCUGUUAAGCCUCUCCCAUUGGAAGAGACUCCAUUCAAGCUAGUUGAAGAAGUCAAAGAUCUUGAGGACUUAGCUGCUGCAUUGCAAAGUGUUGAAGAGUUUGCUGUCGAUCUGGAGCAUAAUCAGUAUAGAACUUUUCAAGGAUUAACAUGCUUGAUGCAAAUCUCUACUAGAACCGAGGAUUAUAUUGUUGAUAUAUUCAAGCUUUGGGAUCACAUUGGUCCUUAUCUAAGGGAACUCUUCAAAGACCCUAAAAAGAAAAAGGUAAUCCAUGGAGCAGAUCGAGAUAUUAUUUGGCUUCAACGGGACUUUGGCAUUUAUGUCUGCAAUCUUUUUGACACAGGACAGGCUUCAAGGGUGCUAAAGCUGGAGAGAAAUAGUCUGGAAUUUCUUCUGAAGCAUUAUUGUGGAGUUGCUGCAAACAAAGAAUACCAAAAAGCAGACUGGAGAAUAAGACCCCUUCCAGAUGUAAUGAAAAGAUAUGCUAGAGAAGAUACACAUUAUCUUUUGUACAUUUAUGAUGUAAUGCGAAUGGAGUUGCACACAAUGGCAAAGGAAGAUGAGCAAUCUGACUCUCCUCUGGUAGAGGUGUACAAGCGCAGUUAUGACGUGUGCAUGCAACUAUAUGAAAAAGAGCUUUGGACUAGGGAUUCAUAUCUUCACGUUUAUGGGGUUCAGACAGGUAAUCUCAAUGCGGUUCAACUUUCCAUUGUUGCGGGGCUUUGUGAAUGGCGGGAUCGGAUUGCACGCGCAGAUGAUGAGAGCACCGGUUAUGUAUUGCCAAAUAAAACUCUUUUUGACAUAGCCAAGGAGAUGCCAAUUGUUGUUGCCCAGUUGCGCCGUUUGUUGAAGUCAAAGCUUCCUUACCUCGAGCGUAAUUUUGACGCAGUGAUCAGUGUCAUCAGACGAUCAAUGCAAAAUGCAGCGGCAUUCGAGCCAGUUGUUCAAUCUUUGAAAGAUAGGCGUCCUGAAACAGUGGUUGAAAUGAAUAUAGAACCUAAGAUUGAGAAAACAGACACAGGAGCUUCAGCGUCUUCUCUGAGUCUGGAGAAGGUUUGUGUGGAUGAUUCAAAGAAACAAAGCAGUGGUUUUGGAGUUUUGCCGUUAAAGAGGAAGUUGGAAAGUGACAAAACGGUGAGGUUGUUAUAUACUAUAUAGUGUGAGAAGAGAACUUUACAUAUGUGUUUUAAAACUGUAGGUUUUUAGUUAAAGGGUAUGUGCUUACCUGCUUGGUGAAAAGCAAUUAGUAGUGAUUAUAUAUGAUACUUGCUUGAGUGAAUAGAUUAGGUCAUAUAGAACCAAGUUUAUUAGGAACUAAAUCUUGCACCCUUCAAUAGCAUGUGGGCCAAAAUACUAUAACUAGAGGAGACUUAUUUGCAAGUGCUAAUUGCUAAUCCAAAUGUCUAGUAGUUUCGUGGUGCGAAACCAUGAGAUGUUACUUAAGAGCCAUGAGUCAUGACUGCUUUAUUAUUGCAUGCACUUGGUAAUUAUUUAUAGUGAAAAUUUUCUCUUUGCUCUAUGACAUUUCUUGAAUUAGGUGGUUGAAAAGAAUAUCGAACCUAAGAUUGAGAAAACAGGCACAGAAGCUUCAGCUUCUUCUCUGAGUUCGAAGAAGGUUUGUGUGGAUGAUUCAAAGAAACAAAGCAGUGGUUUUGGAGUUUUGCUGUCAAAGAGGAAGUUUGAAAGUGAUAACAAGGUAAAAGAAGAGGUCAAAGUGUCCAAGUCCAAGCCAGAUAAGGUAAUCAUAGUGGUGGAUGAUGAUGAUGAUGAUGAUGAUGAUGAGUCUUAUGAACAGAGCACGAAAGCCGCUGAUGCUUUGGACAGAGUUUCGGAAACGCCUUCGAAGGGAUCACCAUCGUUGACUCAAAAGCCGAAGACAUGUAAUACAGAGGUUAUUGUGUUAGACGAUGAUGAUGACUCGGAAAGCAGAGAAGAUGAAGACAUGCGUAGGAGAAGUGAGAAACAUAGGAGAUUCAUGAAUAUGAAACGUGGCUUUCUUAACAUUUAGAGCCCUUUCAUUAGCUUUUGUGGUACAUUAUGCAAUGUUUUGGUCGGUAUCUUCAGACAAUAGACAAUCUAUCUUGACUUGUAUGUGUAUACAACAGGUAGUCAUAUGUUUUAUAUAUGUUAAUUGAAUUUUUGAUUAACCAGAAACAAAACAUUGCUCUUAGUGAAAGCAAAUCCAGACUUGUCUGGACCAGACAUAUUUUUUAGUGGGUACGGGCAACUAUUUAAAGAAAACACUACAUGCUAUGUAAAUAUAACACAGC
Messenger RNA from Arabidopsis thaliana (thale cress), 2886 nucleotides. RefSeq names its product Polynucleotidyl transferase, ribonuclease H fold protein with HRDC domain-containing protein. Gene Ontology annotation, molecular function: nucleic acid binding; 3'-5'-RNA exonuclease activity; 3'-5' exonuclease activity. Gene Ontology annotation, cellular component: nucleolus; nucleus; nucleoplasm. Bases 308 to 1774 code for a protein of 488 amino acids. Gene Ontology annotation, biological process: exonucleolytic trimming to generate mature 3'-end of 5.8S rRNA from tricistronic rRNA transcript (SSU-rRNA, 5.8S rRNA, LSU-rRNA); gene silencing by siRNA-directed DNA methylation. The record is from RefSeq and is marked reviewed. Lineage: Eukaryota; Viridiplantae; Streptophyta; Magnoliopsida; Brassicales; Brassicaceae. The transcript has 13 exons.